AUAGGUAGAGCAGCACAACAGUAGAGCCGAACACAGCAGCUGAUCAAGGCCGCCUGCUGCCUGCCACCCGGCCAGCUGAUUGCGGUGCAUUCAUCGCUGUUUACGUAAUAAUACGAGUAAAGAAAGCUCAGGAAGCUGCCACACGGCGUGUACAGAAUGUUGCCAUGCCAGUUGAGAUCGUUGAGGCUGAGCACGGUGGUACGCCCGCUGCUGCUGCACGCCCGCACCAUGGCUGCCGCCCCCGAGCCCCCGGUGAUCCUGCAGGACGUGGGGGAUAAGGGCGUCAUCACCCUCAACAGACCCAAGGCACUCAACGCCCUCAACCACCAGAUGAUACAGCUCAUUCAGCCCCGCCUCAAGGAGUGGGAGUCCUCCAAGAGCAUGGUCAUCAUCAAAGGGGCGGGAGAGAAGGCGUUCUGUGCUGGCGGCGACGUGCGAGCUGUGGUGGAGACAGUGGGUGAGCCAGACGCCCUAGGGGAGUACUUCUUCCGGGACGAGUACAUCCUGAACUGUCUGAUAGGCACACUGCACAUCCCCUACAUUGCCCUCAUUGACGGCAUCACCAUGGGUGGCGGUGUGGGCCUCUCAGUGCACGGCCAGCACCGAGUGGCCACCGAGCGCACCGUCUUUGCCAUGCCAGAGACAGGUAUCGGCCUCUUCCCUGACGUUGGUGGUGCCUACUUCCUACCUAGACUGGGGGGACGGCUGGGAAUGUAUUUGGCCCUCACUGGCCAUCGACUGAAGGGACGAGAUGUGUUGAAGGCAGGCGUGGCGACCCAUGUGUGUGACGCGGAAAGGAUUGGGGAGCUGGAGGAGUCUCUGCUUAGCCUGCAGUCUCCUUAUCCCGAGGAUGUUGCUUCCGUGUUGCAGAAGUUCCAUGAGGAGUCGGCCUUCAGCAAAGACGCACCAUUCUCCCUGCAGCCGGUGCUCCCCAAGAUUCAGUCCUGCUUCUCGGGUGGCUCAGUGGAAGAGAUCUGUGGCAAUUUAGAGAAGGAUGGCUCAGAGUGGGCAGUGAAGCAGCUGGAGAUCCUGAAGAAAAUGUCCCCCACGUCCCUGAAGGUGACGUUCCAGCAGGUUGAGCGCGGGGCACACCUCACCCUGCAGGAGUGUCUGGCCAUGGAGUACCGCAUUGUCAAGCGCAUCUACAAGGAACAUGACUUUACUGAAGGCGUGGGAGCAGUCCUCAUCAAGAAGCACCAGAAGCCAGUGUGGAAGCCUGCCAGCCUGAGUGAGGUGUCUGACCAGCACAUUGCCAACCAUUACUUCUCCCCACUGAAUCCUGCAGAGGAGCUUCCCUUGUAAUGGCCCACCUUACCCUCUUGUCCUAGACAGGCUGUUCCUUCUGUGCCAAGCCACCUCUUGUGCUGUGAAGAUUCCUCAUUCUUAGAAGUAAGUUUGCUUUUAGGAUAAAACUGUGUGUGUCUGUAUAUGUAUGUGUGUGUGUCUGUGUGUUGAAUUAUUGUAACCUGAAUACCUGAAGAAGCAGCUGAGUUUGAAAUUUUGUAAUCAAAGAUGCUAAAGAUGCUGUACUGAUGUCUUUUAGUUAUGUUCAUAGGCACUGAGACUAACCAUCUUCACAAGAGUUGUGCUUAGCUGUGAUAUGAAUAUACUUAGUUGAUUGGUAUACAAGCUGAUUGUUUAUAUAAGAUGUUGCAAGGUUUUUAAGGCAAAAAGUAAAGAUUUGAGCUGUCGUCACAGUAUUAGACAAGCUUCGUAAUGGUGCAGCUGUUUAAGAGAAGCAAGUAUUUAUCACGAGACUACUUAGUGGGCUUCCCAACCCAUGACCCAGAGAGUGAGCAGGAAUGUCAAGGCAAGACUGAACCUAAAAAUAAAGAGAUGAACAAGACUCCACAUAUAACUUAGGGAUUGUUUUUUCAGUAUUUGCUAUGGCAUUAUAUAAGUAAGAUCCUCCUGUAGAUACCUCAUCAAAUCUCUGUAUUUCAUAACUCUGUAAGGUUCUGUUGUACCACUGUCAGAGUUUGUAUACAGCAGCAAUAACUCCUGUGCUUAGUGUGUCUCACAGUAUGCCUGGUGUAGACCACUGGUAGCAGGAAGGGGAGAGGGGCACAAACUCCUAGUGAUUGUGAUGCUAUUGUUCAGUGUUCCCUGUGUGCUUUGUGCUUCACUCUCCCUCUCUCCCUCUGUUUUUCCUUCCCAGUCCAGGAGUCUUGCUCCAUGCUGCCUUAACUAACGUGUUACUUGAAAUAUGGGGUUUUAUACCUAACACUGAGAUUUUGGAGAAUUUUACAGUUCAAAUUCCAUGUUGAAUGUAAGAUACAAGGUUGCUGCAGACUUAAUUUGAUAUUUUAAUUCAUAAAGCAAAUGCAGUUGUAUUCUUUUAAUGUGGGACUUCAUGUAAAUACAAUAUUACUUGUUUUCAUA
This is a messenger RNA of Portunus trituberculatus (swimming crab), 2382 nucleotides long. RefSeq names its product 3-hydroxyisobutyryl-CoA hydrolase, mitochondrial-like. The record is from RefSeq and is a predicted model, not a curated record. The transcript is spliced from 8 exons. Gene Ontology annotation, biological process: L-valine catabolic process. Gene Ontology annotation, molecular function: 3-hydroxyisobutyryl-CoA hydrolase activity. Gene Ontology annotation, cellular component: mitochondrion. Lineage: Eukaryota; Metazoa; Arthropoda; Malacostraca; Decapoda; Portunidae. The coding region runs from base 157 to 1302 and encodes 381 amino acids.